CUGAGCAGUCAGAGCAUUUCUUGUUCGCAGAUCACCCUUCUGAGCACCUCUCUGGCUGCUGCUUACUGAGGCCAUCACAGCCUGGCUGAUUUCUCAGCUGCGGUGGCACUGGUCCUGUGAUGGCACCCCCUGUCAGCUGCCUCCUGGUGGCCGUGCUGUUUUCUGCCAGCUAUAAAGCCACCACAUCCUCGGAUCAGACGUGCAUGGAGAAAGAAGCCAACAAAAUAUACAAUUGUGAAAAUUUAGGUCUCAGAGAGAUUCCUGGCACUCUACCAAACACAACAGAAUUUUUGGAAUUCAGUUUUAACUUCUUGCCUGCAAUUCAGAGCACAACUUUCUGCAGACUCACAAAUCUGAUCUUUUUGGAUUUAACCAGGUGCCAGAUCAAUUGGAUACAUGAAGACACUUUUCAAAGCCAUCACCAAUUGGACACCCUUGUGCUGACUGGAAAUCCCCUGAUAUUCAUGGCCGAAACAUCCCUCCUUGGGCCCAGGGCACUGAAGCACCUUUUCUUAAUCCAAACGGGGAUAUCCAAUCUCGAGUUUAUCCCAGUGCACAAUCUGGAAAACUUGGAAAGUUUGUAUCUUGGAAGCAACCAUAUUUCCUCCAUGAAGUUCCCAGGAAACUUCCCAACACAGAAUCUGAAGGUUCUGGAUUUUCAGAAUAAUGCUCUCCACUUCCUCUCUCGUGAAGACCUGAACACUCUGGGGGCCACCAACCUCAGCCUCAACCUUGAUAGCAAUGACAUUAAAGGCAUGGAGCCUGGGGCUUUCCAUGCAAAAGUCUUCCAAAGUCUGCGAUUCGGAGGGAUGCUUGACGUGUCUGUCAUAUUGAAAGGUCUACAGAACUCUACUACUCGGUCUCUCUGGCUGGGGACAUACGAGGACACUGAGAGCCAGGACCUGACUCCAGCCAUGCUCGAGGGACUCUGUGAAAUGUCUGUGGAGAGCAUCAGCCUGCGCAAGUACCAUUUCUCUGACUUGUCAGCUACCACAUUUCAGUGCUUCACGCCCCUCCGGGAAUUGGACCUGACGGCAACUCACUUGAGAGAGUUACCCUCUGGGAUUCAGGGUAUGAACUCGCUCAGGAAAUUAGUUCUCAAUGUAAAUCAUUUUGAGCAAUUGUGUCAAAUCAAUGCUGCCAGUUUCCCGGCCCUCACAGACCUCUCUAUCAAAGGCAACCUGGGGGUACUUGACCUCGGUGCUGGGUGUUUGGAAAAACUAGCAAAUCUCCAGAGACUUGAUUUAAGCCACAAUGGCAUAAAGGCUUCUGACUGCUGCAAUCUGCCGCUCAAAAGCCUGCACCACUUGCAGUACCUAAACCUGAGCUACGCUGUGUCCAUUGGUCUCCGGCGUCAGGCAUUCCAAGAGAGUCCUAAGCUGGAAGUCCUGGAUUUGGCAUUUACUCACCUGACUGUUAUGGCGUCACAAAGUCCUUUCCAAAACCUCCCUCUCCUGCAGGUCCUGAAUCUCUCCCACUGCCUCCUCGACGCCAGCAAUCAGCACCUGCUGGAAGGCCUGGAGGGUCUCCGGCACCUGAAUUUACAGGGAAAUAGAUUUCAAGAUGGGAGACUCUCCAAGACCAACCUUCUUCAGACAGUAGCCGGCUUGGAGGUGCUGAUUUUAUCCUCCUGUGAGCUCCUCUCUAUAGAACAGCAGGCCUUCCACAGCCUUGGGAAUGUGACUCGCAUAGACUUAAGCCACAACAGCCUGACAGAAAACAGCAUCGAUGCUCUUGGCUACCUGAAGGGGCUCUACCUCAACCUGGCCACCAACAGCAUUCAAAUCAUCCCACCCCGUCUCCUCCCCAUCUUGUCCCAGCAGAGCACCAUUAAUUUAAGUCACAACCCUCUGGACUGCACUUGCUCAAAUGUUCGUUUCAUAACCUGGUACAGAGAAAACCUGCACAAACUCGAGGACGUGGAGGAGACAGUGUGUGCGAACCCCCCAUCUUUAAGGGGAGUCAAGCUGUCUGAGGUCGAGCUGUCCUGUGGGAUUACGGCCGUGGGCAUUUUUUUUCUCGUGGUAUUUUUAUUCUUGUUCACCAUCCUGCUCAUUUUUGCAGUUAAAUUCCUUCUUAGGUGGAAAUACCAGCACAUUUAGUGCUGAAGAUGUCUAGAGAUGGCAAAUAAAUGUGUUUGGCCGAAUUGCCCCAAAUAGAGAGACUGUUGUCUGUUAGGGGCCAGAUUUGACAGAUUGGUCCCUGGCGCCGGGCAGGGAUUUUCUGUGUUUUUCUGAGUCCCGGGACUAAUGUCACUCCCCCUGGAAAGUAAAUGAGGGACAGAUGCAGCUGUGAGAAACACCCAGCCAUCUCCUCACAUGGAAGUGGGUGGAAGUAGAGGGAGGACCUGUGGCAGGGCAAGGCCCAGGCAGUCACCCACUAGGGGGGCACCUCCCUCCCACUCCUGAACACCCUUCGGAGCACCUCCCACCUUGACCCUAAAGGGAGACCACCAACGCCCACAACCUGGCAGCUCUGAGGACCCCAGCUCCCAACUCUCUCUUGCACCGUUGGGGCACUGUGCUUGGGUCUGAGUUCCCAGUAAUGUAGCUGUUUGGGGAACUUGUUGUGGAUAAAGUCUUAAUGUUCAUUUUAAAUGAAAAAGAGGAAACAAUGAAUUUAGAAGAAGAGGCUGAGAACUGAACCUUACCAUCAAAUGGACUCCAUUAAUCUCCCUAAUCCUUAGGUGUCUGCAGUCUCUACAAAUGCCACUAGGAUGCAAAUAGCUACAGAAAAAAAAAUGACAUCCUCCCCCGGCUCCUCCCUUCCCCAGGGUUUAGGGUUUUUGCUACAUUGGCCAGCUCACCUGCAAGCAAGCCCCUGCAGCCAACCAGGUGCCUCACUGUUUGGUUACAGAGCCCAACUCCCAGGUGGGCUGUGGUGCAAGUACACUUCUCAUGUGGAGGCCAGUCCUUCAAAGAGUCUUUCCCACAGGAAUCGUGAGAUAAAUGGUGGUUUGCCUUCCAGGCCAGCUCUCAAAUGCCGAUUCACCUGGGACAGCAAUUGAGAUAACACAUUUACAAUGAAGACCAGUGGGAGAAAGCAGCUCCGUAUGCCAGCUGUCUGUCAAGAGCACAAUAAGCUGGCUCAGUGAGUAGUUUCUGUUGAGGCUGGGGUGUCAGUAAAGAUAGUACCAGCGACACAGAGGGGACAGGACCACUGAAUAUGAUAGAGAAAGAGGACAUGGAAGCUCCAGUGUGAUGACCUGGGCCUCCCCAAGGCCCAAAGAGUCACCCUCCUUCAGGGCUCGCUCUCUGAAGUCUGCAUGGAUGGACAGGGUAGCCCUUGUACUCCGGUGCUGCAUUUACAGGACCUUGAUUAAGUUCUAUAACCAGUUGUAGGCUUGCAAUGGUAACUUAUAGUUAUGAAAUUCUGAUUGGAUAUCAAAGGAAAAUUUGAGUGAUAUCUAAUCUGAAUUGUUUGGCCCUUAGGCUGAGGGCAUAGUAGUGAGACACAAUAACAGAGUAGAAACUUGGGAACUAACUCCUUUUCACUUGUAUAUGCCCAGAAACAGCAGGAAAGACAAGGGAAUAGUGAAGUGAAGUCACAAAUCUUCACUGAAAAACCUCAGUAGUCUUAGGGGGUAUUUUGUACUAGAGAGGAGGCCAAGUUUUCCCACUGGUUCCUGGUUAGGGACACAAGGCAGGAGCUAGGGUAAGGUGAGUGAGGCCUUUGCCUUGGGUGCAAAAUUUAAGGGAGGACCAAGUUAUUUACCAUGAAUAGCCAGGAUCUGGAAACAGCCCAACUGCCCAUUAGUAGAUGAGCUGAUAAAAUGCUGUAGAACAUUUAUACCCUGGAAUACCACGUGGCUGUAAAAAAAGAAGGAUCUCUUACCUUUUGCAACAGCCUGGAUGGACCUAGGGAUUAUUAUGCUAAGUGGAAUAAGCCAGUCAGA
Messenger RNA from Myotis myotis, 3895 nucleotides. RefSeq names its product CD180 molecule (gene CD180). Gene Ontology annotation, molecular function: protein binding. Bases 120 to 2102 code for a protein of 660 amino acids. The record is from RefSeq and is a predicted model, not a curated record. NCBI's taxonomy places the organism in Eukaryota, Metazoa, Chordata, Mammalia, Chiroptera, Vespertilionidae. Gene Ontology annotation, biological process: cellular response to lipopolysaccharide; positive regulation of lipopolysaccharide-mediated signaling pathway; B cell proliferation involved in immune response. The transcript is spliced from 3 exons. Gene Ontology annotation, cellular component: extracellular matrix.